Molecule: messenger RNA, 657 nt
Organism: Styela clava
Lineage: Eukaryota; Metazoa; Chordata; Ascidiacea; Stolidobranchia; Styelidae
Source: RefSeq, a predicted model, not a curated record
AUGAACCUGGUUGCAGAUUAUGACUCUUCAAGUUCAGGUUCAGACGUUGAUCAAAACAAAAAGAAAUCAACUGAUGUUGAGUUAUUAAGCAAACUAAACAAUGAAAAAACUGAACCACCUGUGCUGUUGCCCCAUAUACAAGAGCAGGAAACAGAAAAAAGAGCAAAUGAAACCAAUACUAAUUGUAUUAAACUUCCAUCAGCAAAAUCUGUCAUGAAGCGAAGGGUAUCUUCUGAAUCAUCAGUUCUUGCUACAGAAUACAAAAGAGAACAAGACGAUAAAAACAAAAUUUUAGAGCAACAUGUAAAAAUGGUAACAAACUCGAAAUCAAUUAAUGGCAAGGUCAAUGGCAAAAAGGUCUGUUGGAUGUAUAGAAGAGGUCGUUGUAGACUUGGAAAGAAAUGUAAAAUGUAUCAUGACAGUGAAUUACGCAAAACUGAAGCAGUUGAAAAACCUCCAACAAACAACAUUUCUGAAAUCCCCAAAAACUCUCCUCAAAAGCGAUCAUAUGAAGAAGUAUCACCAGCCGUUAUUGAUGAUGAUGAGAUUCAGCCAAAAACUAAAAUUCAUAAGAAGAAAUUUGGACUAAGUGAUGAUAUUGUUCCCCCCAAAAAAGUUAUUGAACAUUUGGAACGAGUUGGUAAAACCUGCCACUGA